Musca vetustissima is the source of this 2274-nucleotide messenger RNA. RefSeq names its product ATP-binding cassette sub-family G member 4-like. Gene Ontology annotation, cellular component: plasma membrane. Lineage: Eukaryota; Metazoa; Arthropoda; Insecta; Diptera; Muscidae. The transcript is spliced from 10 exons. The record is from RefSeq and is a predicted model, not a curated record. The coding region runs from base 1 to 2274 and encodes 757 amino acids. Gene Ontology annotation, molecular function: ATP hydrolysis activity; ATP binding; ABC-type transporter activity.
AUGCGUCGAAAUUCAGCGAUAACUGCCUGCUUGACAGGUCCCGGUUCGGUGGACUAUAGUAUAUUUCAGCGUACCACAAAUGAUGCGUCAAUUAAUUUACAAUUCAGCGAAUUAACAUAUGAAACUGAAAAUUCCAAAAAAAUUGUUAAUGGUGUUAGUGGUAUAUUUCGUUCCAAUGAAUUGACAGCCAUUAUUGGUCCUUCGGGAUGUGGAAAAACAACAUUAUUAAAUCUAUUGUCAGGUUAUCGAAUCCGCAAAACAUCCGGUGAAAUUCUAGUCAAUGGCGAACCACAAAAUAUGAAACAAUUUCGCAAAGUAUCACGCUAUGUCCUACAAGAUGAUCACAUUAGUCCCUACUUCAGUCUCAUGGAGACAAUGAUGUUUGCCAGCGAACUGAAAUUGGAUACGAAAUUUACAAUGGAACAACGGCAAAAAGUUAUCUAUGAAAUUUUAGAUAUUUUACAUUUGCGAUCACAGGUCAAUACGAUGAUUGCAAAUUUAUCGGGUGGACAGCGGAAACGUUUGUGUAUUGCCUUGGAGCUAAUUGAUAAUCCGUCAGUAUUAUUUUUAGAUGAACCAACGACUGGCCUAGAUGAAUUCUCCGCCUCGCAAUGUAUACGACUUUUGAAGAAGUUGGCCAAAUGUGGCCGAACCAUAAUUUGUUCGCUGCAUUGUCCCUCGGCCACACUGUUUCAGAUGUUCGACAAAGUCUAUGCCAUGUCGGGUGGUCAGUGUAUAUAUCAGGGUGCGGUUAACGAUAUUGUGCCAUAUUUACAGCAGUUCGAUUUAAAUUGUCCCCAGACAUAUAAUCCCACAGAUUUUAUUAUCGAAGUGGCAACAAAAAUCUAUGGUGAUUACAACAAAGAAUUGGUGGCAACAAUUGAAAAUGGCAAAAUUGCCAAAUGGAUACCCACGUCCCCCAAUAAGUUAGACAAUUUUGAAAUGUUGCAUUCCAAAUCAUUGGAAUCCAAACCCUAUUUGGAUAAUUUAAGCGAAGAGGCAAAGAAAAAUACGGCGACUCCUUUCCGCAAUUCAUGGUGGUGUGAAUUUAAAAUUUUAUUUUUCCAUAUUUUAAAUCAAAUGUGGCGUGAUAAGUCAAAUUGUAAAAUGAGAAUUGUUAUACAUAUCCUGUCAUCGCUUCUAAUUGGUUUCACUUAUACGAAGGUCACAAGCAAUGCUAGCGUUAGCAUUUUUACCUAUCAUCUGUCGAUGAUAAUUAUUAUUAAAUACUUUUUCUUGCCGAUGACACCGCUGCUGGCAUGUGUGCCACGUGAUAUGAUGUAUUUGCGGCGAGAAUACUUUAAUCAAUGGUAUCGUUUAAGUUCAUACUUUAUGGCCCUGAUAUGUGCCCAACUGCCUAUGCUGAGUUCGAUGGCAGUGCUUGGUUCAGCAAUAAUCUAUGUCUCAAGUGGUCAACCGAUGGAAUUAUAUCGUUUUAUGUUCUUUGUUGGCAUUUCAUUUUUAAUAUCCCUGAUGGCAUCGAGUUUUGGUUUGCUAUUCGGUUCCAGAUUUAAUGUGGUGCACGCUCUCUAUUUGGCCCCCUAUGUCAUGGUACUGAUGGUUGUAAUAGCAUCCUAUACUGCCGAACGUAAUGAUCUCUCGAUAUGGGAACAACUAAUGGUCUAUAGUAGUUUCCUCAAAUAUGCCUUGGAUGGUUAUCUAUAUGCGCUGUUAGAUUUUAAUCGUAAGGAUUUCCCUUGCCCACCGUCCGAAUUGUUUUGCAUAACCUCAAAACCUAAAUAUAUUCUUAAAUUAGCCGGUAGUUUAAGACCAAGUUAUAUAUUCUCUGUUCUAGGAAAUGUAAGCUCGGCGUCUUUGCUCUAUCAACAAUGGAUGGAGUGUAGCUUCAUACGUCGCCCGAAGCAAAAUAACUUGGCACAAUCCUGGACUGUCAACUACGAUGGAAUAGGAACUGGCGAAGAGAGGACAGAUUGCACUCUAUGCAUACAAGAACUCCAGCGAGAAAAGCUGGGGGCUAAAACCAUCGACUAUACACUGGUUCACUGCUUGCGCCACAAUUCGACAUCCACCAAACUAGACAAGGUACAAAGAGCCGCCUCGAUUCUAAUAACUGGAGCCGCGAGAAGCACCCCACAAGUCGUUAUCCCUAGUAGAGACGACUGGAACCGUAGUAACCCUCCUUUGGACGGUUUGGCUUUCUUUACAGACGGACCCAAGAUAAAAGAAGGUACAGGGGCCGGCGUCUACUGUGAAAGGCUAGACCUUGAGCUCACCUACAAGCUGGAUAGCAACUGUAGUGCUUUCCAAGCUUAA